AUGGUUGGUAUUUUCUCCAAAUUUUCUGUUGGUAGAAACGGCCAUAGACGAACACAGAGUGCCAUCGAUGAGAGGGGAGCAAUGACUCCAAGUUCUGAUCAUGUUGUUUUACCAAACACCGCACCAACUUCAACUCAUGGGAUCGAAGAAGAAACAGAAUUUAAACCGGUGGAACACCCGAUUGAGCCUUUGGACAACGAUCAACCGAUCCAAUGUCCACUUCCCGAGCCAUCCAUUCUAAAUGACGGGAAAAUCUGGAAAGAGAGAGUAUCGGCUUCAAUGAGAAGACGAGGCGAUUUGGCCAUUGUUCAAGAUGGAAUGAAUGAAGUAUCUGAUGGCUCUGUGACAAAACCAUCAUCACAACCUAGCCAAUCCAAUCUCAACCGUCUGAUUUUGCCUUCGGUCAGUGCGCCUGAAAACAAGUUGCUUAAUCUACUAGAUGAAUGCAAAGCAUCCGGUAGUAUCUAA
Molecule: messenger RNA, 468 nt
Organism: Arabis nemorensis
Lineage: Eukaryota; Viridiplantae; Streptophyta; Magnoliopsida; Brassicales; Brassicaceae
Source: the annotation of a GenBank genome assembly